AUGUUGGAACUCUCAGUCCCAGAGUGGUGUGUUACGCAGUUCUCCUUCUCCGGCCUGGCCUGCCACAGGACUUGCGCCGUGACCUGCGCAAGUACGCCAGAGGGAAGCUGCUUUGAGACGGCUACAGUCCUGGUCAGAGCUAGCCAUGAUGAGGACUUCUACGUGCAUAUACCACUUUUUUGUUUUGAGCUGGUAUAUUUUCCUCAACUUUUAUAUCUCACAACAAGGAGAGGAUCGGCGGAAAUCCAAAGUCUUUCUAAGUGGUGGACAAUGGAAGUACUUAACAUUCCUUAAUCUGUUCUUGCAGGCCAUUUUCUACGGGGUGGCCUGCCUGGAAGAUGUGCUGAAAAGAGCUAAAGGGCAAAAAGACAUUAAGUUCAUAACUGCCUUCAGAGACCUGCUUUUCACCACACUGGCUUUUCCGAUAUCUGCAUUUGUAUUUUUGUCAUUCUGGAUCCUCUUUCUCUAUGAUCGAGAACUCGUUUACCCUAAGGCCCUAGAUGGUAUCUUUCCAGUGUGGUUGAAUCAUGCAAUGCACACGUCCAUAUUGCCCUUCUCUCUGGCUGAAGUCAUCCUCAGGCCACACUGCUAUCCACUGAAGAAGAAAGGACUCGCCUUGUUGGCUGCUGCUAGCCUUGCUUAUGUCAGCAGGGUUCUAUGGAUCUACUCUGAGACCGGUACAUGGGUGUAUCCCGUGUUUGCCAAACUCAGCCCAGUGGGUCUAGCAGCCUUCUUCUCUCUCAGCUACAUCUUUAGCGUCGGCAUCUACCUAUUUGGAGAGAAGCUCAACCACUGGAAAUGGGGUGACACGAUGCAGCCGAGGAAGAAGAGGAAGUGA
Messenger RNA from Eubalaena glacialis (North Atlantic right whale), 838 nucleotides. RefSeq names its product androgen dependent TFPI regulating protein (gene ADTRP). Lineage: Eukaryota; Metazoa; Chordata; Mammalia; Artiodactyla; Balaenidae. The record is from RefSeq and is a predicted model, not a curated record. Bases 146 to 838 code for a protein of 230 amino acids. Gene Ontology annotation, cellular component: endomembrane system; membrane. The transcript has 6 exons.